AUGAAAUUUGAAACUAAGUGUGCAAUUUCUCGGUUACAGUUUUCACUGUUGACGGUUGGUUGUGCCCUGGCUCAGAACUACAACGAUGGUCGCUACUAUCCGGAGCUAUACGCUGCCAAAUUCGACGAUGGCAAAUGGCGGCCGGACAACAGUGGAGCUUAUCGGGGCUCGGGAUCCAACAGUAGAUCAAAAACUUCGUCCGGAACUGUCGGUAACCGCUUCAUAGGUGCUUCCGUCGCAGGAAGUGGAGUGGCUGCUACCAGUUCUUUCAGUGAUUCCUUCGGGGCUUCUUCGAACAUUGGCUCGAGCAACGCCUUCUCCGUUGGUGGAUCGUUUUCUAGUGCCAAGAAAACCAAAACUGGAUUCAGUGAUUCCUCGGAUGCCGGAAAAAUUGGUAUCAAAGAGGAUACCCGCCAGCUGAACGAUGAUGGUUCCUAUUACUACAAGGUGGUGAACGAGAAUAAUAUUGAAGUUUCGGAAUCGGGACGGGUGGAUAAUGUCGGAACUGACGAUGAGGUUAUGCGUGUGAAGGGAUACUACGAGUACAUUGGCGACGAUGGUGUGCUGUAUCGUGUGGACUACAUUGCCGAUGAAAAUGGAUUCCAACCAACUGCUGCCCAUUUGCCGACCCCACCGCCAAUUCCGGAAGAAAUUUUGAGAUCAAUUCGGGAGCGAGGACUGGCACGAAAAUAGGACUUUUAGCUUACCAGGAAAUAUUGAUUGAAACUGAUUGCAUAUGGCGAAUCGGAUAAGUGAAAUAAAAAAUGUGUAUGCAUAAUACUGUUAAUGCCGAUCAUUUGUCCCGAACGCCAACGAACUGUCUCAUUUCAAACUCAAAAACACAAGUUAAAAACAAGUUUAAUUCCAGUUAUGUGCUCAGCG
This is a messenger RNA of Aedes albopictus (Asian tiger mosquito), 882 nucleotides long. RefSeq names its product larval cuticle protein LCP-30-like. Gene Ontology annotation, cellular component: chitin-based extracellular matrix. Gene Ontology annotation, molecular function: structural constituent of chitin-based larval cuticle. Bases 1 to 693 code for a protein of 230 amino acids. The record is from RefSeq and is a predicted model, not a curated record. Lineage: Eukaryota; Metazoa; Arthropoda; Insecta; Diptera; Culicidae. The transcript has 2 exons.